This is a messenger RNA of Meira miltonrushii, 1413 nucleotides long. RefSeq lists its product as uncharacterized. NCBI's taxonomy places the organism in Eukaryota, Fungi, Basidiomycota, Exobasidiomycetes, Exobasidiales, Brachybasidiaceae. The record is from RefSeq and is a predicted model, not a curated record. The coding region runs from base 1 to 1413 and encodes 470 amino acids. The transcript has 3 exons.
AUGCGUACUUCUCACGGACUUUUGAGCUUGUAUGCUUUUUGUUCGUUGCUUCUAUUGCGUUUAUCUUUUGUCGCAGGCUCUGAUCCGUCUACUUCAACCUCACAACCUUCGAGCUCGCAUGCCGUACAACGUGCAACCAGCAACCGUCGCAAUGACAAUAUCAUGCCAAGCCAAGUUCGAUCGUACCAUCGUUAUGAAGCAUUACGACAUUUGCGACAAGGAGGACAAGGUGCAUAUAAAGCAAUCAAGAAAGGGAUACAGGCGUCUUUCACAUCAAUCUUUACGGGAUGCGUCUCAUAUGGAACUCCUGUAGCAGGUGUUCCUCAUGGUAUUCACAAUGCACGUAGUGGUUGUGCAGCUUGCACGAAUACAUCACACUUUCGCCCUCAUCCACCAAGGUCAUCACACAGUGCUUCAACGUCUACUUCAACACCACCAAUACCUAAUCAUAUGUCACGCACACCUUCUCCGCCUCGAUUGGUAGAUUGGGAAGUCAAGGUUGAUACGUAUAUGGCUGAAGCUGCUGAAGAUGGUUUACACGGAAUAGAUCAUGCGGCUGCAGCUGCCCAUACAGGACAUGAUGUUCAUCAUGUGGAAUGGAGAAAGGGCAUUGAAGCAAUAAGGAAUCGAGAACCGAUAAACGCUUUUCAUGCUUUUAAAAAUUCAAGAACUGCACUAAAAGAAGGAAUGGCAGGUUGUACAACAAUUUCGCUUUUUGCUUGUGCUCAUUAUCACAAAAAUGUUGCAAAAGCAAUUUUUGAAAAACCGACGCCAGAAAACGUAUUCCAUCAAAAGAUACAACAUAUACGUCAAAAUCGUCAACAGGCUUAUCAACACUUUGAUAGGCAAAUUCAAGCUAUAGAUCGACAAUCUAGUACUUCGAUACCAAGCCCAUCACAAAGAACUCCGACGCCUACUUCACCACAUCCACAGACUAUCUCUACACCGCCAGCACCUAAUCAUAUGUCACGCUCACCCUCCCCGCCUCGAUCGGUAGAUUGGGAGGAUCGAUUUCAUACGUAUAUGGACGAAGCUGUUGCACACAUCGAACACGGAAUACAUCAUGCCGGUACUGCUGCACGAACAGGACAUAACGUACAUCAUGCUGAAUGGAAAAAGGGUGUUGAAGCACUUAAGAAUGGUGAACCGUUGAAAGCUUUUCAUGCUUUUGGAAAUUCAAGAACUGCGUUAAAAGAAGGAAUGGUUGGUUGUACAGGGAUAUCGUGUUAUGCAUACAAGCAUUUUGCUACAAAUUGGGGGAAAGCUGCAACAGCAAUAUGUCGAAAACCUCCGACAGAAGAAGCGUUUCAUCGAAACAUGCAAGAGAUACGUCAACAGCGGCAACAAGCUUAUCAACACUUUGUUGGGCAAACCCAAGCUAUAGAUCGAUACUCCGGUGAUGAUAAGGUAUAA